This is a messenger RNA of Penicillium paradoxum, 240 nucleotides long. Its product is annotated as mitotic-spindle organizing protein 1. Gene Ontology annotation, cellular component: centrosome; interphase microtubule organizing center; gamma-tubulin ring complex. Gene Ontology annotation, biological process: microtubule nucleation by interphase microtubule organizing center; gamma-tubulin complex localization; mitotic spindle assembly. The transcript has 3 exons. The record is from RefSeq and is a predicted model, not a curated record. Lineage: Eukaryota; Fungi; Ascomycota; Eurotiomycetes; Eurotiales; Aspergillaceae. The coding region runs from base 1 to 240 and encodes 79 amino acids.
AUGCCACCGAAAUCUCAAGAACAGGUUGAUGACAAGCGCCAAGCCGCGCGUGAAGUCAUCGAUAUUCUCCAGGAGAUUUCCGACUUGCUGAAUACCAACCUAGACCGCACAGAGCUGUCGCUUUGCGUGUCUCUUAUCGAAAAUGGUGUCAACCCCGAUGCUUUGGCGACUGUCAUCAAGGAUUUGCGUAAGGAGACUGGUUCCUCAAAGCGCCUAGCCAACGCUCCCACAGUGGAGUAA